GACGAAAAAGAAACAAGACCGGCAGAUUGAUGUCAUACAGGAUAAGUUGAAAAAUGAAGACUCUCAUGGUGUUUGAUUUCGACCACACAGUUGUUGAUGACAACAGUGACACAUGGGUGAUAAGAUGUCUGCCUGAUGUGACUCUUCCUGACUCUGUGAAGAACUCCUACAGAAAAGGUUACUGGACCGAGUACAUGGGCAGAGUGAUGAAAUACAUUGGAGACCAGGAUGUCAGCCCUGACAGGGUCCGCAGUGUGAUGGAGACCAUCCCCUUCACAGCAGGAAUGACAGACCUGCUGACUUUUAUAUCAGAGAAUAAAAGCACCAUUGACUGCAUCGUCAUCUCCGACUCCAACACCCUUUUCAUUGACUGGAUCCUGCAGGCAUCAGGACUCCGCUCAGCUGUCGAUCGGGUUUUCACAAAUCCGGCUAAGUUCAAUGAGCUCGGGUACAUGGAGGUACAGUGCUACCACUCUCACAACUGCAACCGAUGCCCUGUAAACCUCUGUAAGAGAAAAGUUCUGGAGCUUUAUCUGUCAGAGAAGGCUGAUGGAGGCGUAAAGUAUGAGCAGAUAUUUUAUGUGGGGGAUGGGGGAAAUGAUCUCUGCCCGACUUUCUGUCUCAGAGGGAAUGAUGUUGUGAUGCCAAGGAAAGGCUGCACUCUGGAAAAGCUGGUGUCCAGACUGGAAAGUCAGACAGAUGACUCUUCCCUGAGAGCUAAAGUCAAAGUGUGGAGUAGUGGCACAGAGAUCCUUGAGGAACUAAAAGCCAGUAUGUAGAUUUAGCUAAAACCAUGGAGAUCAAAUUAAGAAGAUCAAAUUGUAACUAAAAAAAAUGCACUACUGCAAAUAAUGAGUCCGUGUUGUUAAGGCAUAAUGCUGCUCCUUGUAAUUGUAAAAAAAAAAAAAAAAUGAAAGUAUACUUUGAUUUCUAAUAGCACAAUUUGGAUGCUAAAUUAUGUACAUCACAAGUCCUUAGUAAGAUGUCCUCAAAUGAUACCUCUAAGUUUUAAUGACUUUUGUGUUUUAACUACUGUGCAAGAACAAAGGGAACGGGUGCAUCACAGCCCAAUGAAAAUAUCAACCUUAGAAAAAACAUUUAUAUGUACACUGAUGUGGGACUCUGUUUCAGUCUUGUUAUUGAAUCAAAUUAAUACAGUUUUGAAUAUCUUAUUUAUUUUUCAGCUUUCAUGGACAGCAUUCAAGGGCAUCACAGUCCAAUAAAAGUGGAUCAGUAAAAUUAAAGAUUAAGACUAGAAAAGCACUUGGAGAGCGCAGACCUCCGCCAUUAGCCCUAUCUCCCAAUAGUAAAGAAUCCUUUAAAAAAUUCCUGGAUCCAGACGGUGAUCCGGAUCACUCCCAAAAUCUAAUCAGUUUUUCCUUAUGCCAUUUGUGACAUUUCCUGAAAAUCUGAAUAGGAGAAAAUAAAGAGGAGAAGAAGACAUGACACAGAUGAUGACAUUUAAAAUCGAUCUGCUGGAAUGAACCCUUAAAGAUGACUUGGCCUUAUUGGUAGACUAUUCAAAUAUAAAAGUGGGAUCACUGUGUUUUCUAAAAUGUUUCCUAGGUACACUGAAGACCCUUGAUUGAGAUCUCAGCUCUAACUGUCAGGAUUCAGAUGGGGAUAGUUGGGGAUGGGGAUAAGGGAUAGUUCAGUAUUUUUUAAGUUGGAUUGUAUUUGAUAACUUGGCAUUAGUAGUGAGCAUUUCCUCUUUUAACAGGAUGCGCUUGGGGAAGCUAGCCUUUACAGCGUAGCAUAUGGGUAAAGUUACAGUUGUAAUUUAGGGAGUUUUGGGUGAAAAUGGGCCAAAAAACAAUGCUGGCUAAUUGUAUGCCAUAUUGAACAUGUCUGAGGUGUUUUAUUUUUCACCCAGAAAGCCUCUAUAUUUGGCCCGAAUUUGCAAUGCAAGCUUGGACUACCAGCUACAUGCUCUACUGCUGUAGCGUAUCUGAUCAGCUGUUUUGGGCUAAACUAAAACAAGUUAUUUCAGCUCAUGUUUCCUCUUCGACAACUGACACAAUGUUUUCAGAGGGUAAACUUAUCCUGUAACUUGUUCUGUUAACAGAUAUUAGAAGAAUAAAGCAAAAGCCAUAAACUUGCCUUGAUGACAAAUGUCCAUUCAGCUCUUCUGGUUGGUGUUGGUUUGUCCAGUUUAUCUACCGAAAGUUGAAGAAGGUAUGUAAAAGAGCAACAUUCAGGGAGCCAGGGAACUCUGGAUGGGUGUUGAUGCAGGCUGCAGGCGUCUGUGAACUACUAUCCUUGAUCAGAAAUAGCCUCAAGAAGUGUUGUGAAGUCCCACUCAUGACAACAAUAGCUCUCAUGGGCAUGGACUCACAGUUUACACACCUAAACCACCAGGUAACUUAGGAUCUCUCCUGCUAACCCGUCUCCACUAAAGUUUUUCUCCCUCACUUUCUCCCCGCUGUCUUCAUUUGCACAAGUUGUUCCUCUGUGUACUCUGGCUUAUAAAUAUAUCAACAGUAAACACAUGUCAUUGCCACUUGAGUAGAAAUCACUCAUUUUAGUUCUGUUUUGGCUAAGUUUGUUGUUUUUGUCUCUGAAGAGACCCACAGACCUAAACAGCUGAUAGGAAGAUGACGAUACGCUGGAAGAGCUGAAGCUUCCAUUGCAAAAUACUGUAGUGCCAAACCCAGAGGCUUUCUCGGUGAAAAUAAAACACUUCCAAAACUUUCAAUAUAGAGUGCAUUGUUCUUUGGCCCAUUUUUACCUAAAAUGUGCUAAAUUAAGCCGCACAACUGUACCUGCCUGUAGCACUAUAAAGCCUAGCUUCCCUGCCAGCACUACCAGCCCUUCUUAAAGGGCCAGCGCUCCAUGAAAUCUCUGGAGGCUAAUGCCACUACUAUUGCCAAGCACCUUCUACAGUCUUGCACAACCCAACUCCAAAAUGAAGGAAAGCAAUCCUCAGAAAUGUCCUAAGCUUACUCAUGGAAAGGAGGCCCUAGUAUAAUGAACAUGCUUUUACCACGCUCCCAUGGUGUCAGAUAAAAAUCAAUCUGCUAUCAGGUACCCUCAAAUUACAUGGUGCUAAUAAAGGAAAGAUGCUUUCUUUAUUUUUUUUAGAUUUAGCGGUUCUCUGUUGAAACAGCUAAAGGUAAAGCUAAUAGGAACUCUUAAGUGCAAGUAUUUUUAGCAUUUUUCUUGUACUGUGCAGGAAUGAGUUAAAAAUUUAGUCUUAUGUAUAAAGUUAUUAUGAGUACUAAAGGCAUUACCCAUACUUUAGCAUACAUAAUCUCAUUUUGUUUGCAACUUUCAGUAUUUUUCAUAUCACAGUUCACAGAAUAUCCAAGCGGACAGUGAAGGAACUGCUGUUUUUGCACCUUCACAUUGGCUUCAGUUUUCAACAUUGAAGGUUGCUUUUAGAAAACAAAUUAUGUAAAAUGUGUUAUGAUGUUGAAUUCAAAUGAUCUUUGCUCUUUUUCUUCUCCCCCUUUAUGAAAAGAGAAAAGAACAAGUAUCUAUCGCCCAGCAACUAAAGGAUUAAUUUUCAAUCAUACAUAUUACUAUAACACAACUAACACAUAUAAUUUUGUGGUGUUAUAGUAAAAUAAGAAGACAAUUUUGGAUCAAGUCUCCAGUAAUACUUUAUAAAGAAACAUGUCAUUUUCAAUGUACCUCAGUUCUUCCACAGAGUCAGUAAAAUUGUCAUUAUUUUAACUGCUGAAGCAUUUUUUUUCUAGUUUAUAUCAGUGCAAACUAUUAAACACAUAAAGAUGGAUGUGCCAUUGCUUGAUUUUUGUGAUGUUUUGUGACUAAAUGUCAAAGAGGUUUAACCAGAAUUGGUAUUUUAAAAGUAAUUUUGUUUCAUUUCAUUGUGGUGCUCUGAUUCUAACUGUUUAACAUCUCAGGUUUACAUUUUCUAUUUAUACAUGUGAAGCUGUCCUGAUCGUGUGAUCCAGGCUUUGAUUAACUUGAUCAGUUUUAAUGGCUGUAACUGUCAGUGUUUUAAGCUCCAAGUACAAAAAAGUCCAGGUGUUUUAUUUUAUGAUACCAUCCAGCUACAAUGACUUAUCUGGAUAAAGUUCCAUGUAUAAACACAGAAGCUCUGCUUUAAAAUCCAUCCAAGCUCCAUGUGAUACAGAAGAUUCAGGUUUGAUUAUUUUGUGUCCUCCAACUAAUGAAAUAACCCUGAGAUUUAAUCCAGGUUUCUUAUGAAUGUCUUUUGUUACUUGGACAGAGUGUUAAAUCUAAGUAUUCAUGAAAUAAAGGAUGUAUUCAGAUACAUUGUUUGGCACUGCCAUAAUUCAGCAAUUGAAAUUUAUAUUUUUAACUUAAUUCAUUGUUAUU
This is a messenger RNA of Cheilinus undulatus (humphead wrasse), 4305 nucleotides long. RefSeq names its product phosphatase, orphan 2 (gene phospho2). Gene Ontology annotation, molecular function: phosphatase activity. The transcript has 4 exons. The record is from RefSeq and is a predicted model, not a curated record. Bases 54 to 779 code for a protein of 241 amino acids. NCBI's taxonomy places the organism in Eukaryota, Metazoa, Chordata, Actinopteri, Labriformes, Labridae.